GAGGAGGCGGAGGAGAGAGACACAGAAGGGUGUCGACGGAGAGAGGCAGGGGUAGAGGAGAAGAGGAGGGGAGGAAGAAUAAUAGAGUAAUAUUACAAGCUUCCAAUAAUGGCGGCUAAAUCGGACGGGGUCCUGAAGAUAAAGAAGAGCGACGUUGCCUUCACCCCGUUGCAGAACUCGGAGCACUCCGGCUCGGUGCAGGGGCUCCACCCGGGAGCCCAGCCCGACUCUGCGGGUACCGGGGACUUCGCGAACGGGGAGUCGCGGUGCUGCGGCGGGGGAGGCUCCGGCUCGACGUGUCUCCGCCUGGUGAGAGAGCAGCAGAGGUACACGGUGUGGGACUGUCUGUGGAUAGUAGCCGCAGUUGCAGUGUAUCUUGCGGAUGUCGGCACCGACGUGUGGCUGUCGGCGGACUACUACCUCCGCGGCGAAUACUGGUGGUUCGGCCUGACGCUCUUCUUCGUGGUGCUGGGCUCCUUUUCCGUGCAGCUCUUCAGCUUCAGAUGGUUCGUCCACGACUUCAGCACCGAGGACGGCUCGGAGUCCUCCGUGGAUUGCUCCCACAUGGAUGGGAACAAGCUGCUGAGCGGCUCCGCCUCACACGGGGAUGUGACUGCGCAGCACCACCCGGCCACGCCGCAGAGACAGGCGUCGACCGCCAGCAAGAACACAGCCACCAACAGCACCAGCAGCACCGCGGCGGGCCGGGGAAGGAAGCGUCCGGCCUACUACUCCUUCUGCGUGUGGAGCAGCCAGUCCGUCAUCCACAUCUUUCAGCUGGGCCAGAUAUGGAGGUAUUUCCACACCAUCUACCUGGGCGUUCGGAGUCGUCAGAGUUCUGAGACGGAGCACUGGCGCUACUACUGGAGGAUGGUGUAUGAGUUUGCAGAUGUGAGCAUGCUGCAUUUACUGGCCACCUUUCUGGAGAGCGCUCCACAACUGGUGUUGCAGCUGUGCAUCAUUAUACAGACACAUAAGCUCCAGGCUGUGCAAGGGAUGACAGCGGCAGCCUCCCUAGUCUCUCUGGCCUGGGCCCUGGCCUCCUACCAGAAGGCUCUACGGGAUUCUCGGGACGACAAGAAGCCCAUCAGCUACCUGGCCGUCAUCAUCCAGUUCUGCUGGCACUUCUUCACCAUCGCUGCCAGGGUCAUCACUUUCGCCCUGUUCGCCUCUGUGUUUCAACUCUACUUCGGCAUCUUCAUUGUGCUGCACUGGUGCAUCAUGACCUUCUGGAUUGUCCACUGCGAGACAGACUUCUGCAUCAGCAAGUGGGAGGAGAUUGUGUUUGACAUGGUGGUGGGCAUCAUCUACAUCUUCUCCUGGUUCAACGUCAAGGAGGGACGGACAAGGUGUCGGCUCUUCAUAUACUACCUGGUGAUUCUGGUGGAGAAUGCUGCUCUCAGUGCGUUGUGGUACCUCUACCGCUCGCCCCACACCACUGACGCCUUUGCAGUGCCAGCUCUCUGCGUCAUCUUCAGCAGUUUCCUCACCGGAGUGGUUUUCAUGCUCAUGUACUAUGCCUUUUUCCAUCCCAACGGGCCUCGCUUCGGCCGCUCACCAAGUGGCCAGGCACUGGACCUGGACCCCACUGCUCAAUUCUCCACGCUUCCGUCCGAAGGUGCCACCAACUCGCUUCGUUCCAACCGGGGUGCCACCACAACUCUGGAGCGCGACAUGGGGAAGUAUUCCGAGCGGGACGGCUGCAUGCCAGUUUUUCAGGUCCGACCCCCAGCACCAUCCACGCCAUCGUCCCGUGCUCCGCGCCUCGAUGAGACCGUCAUCAAGAUCGACCUUUGCAGGAACCGCUACCCUGCGUGGGAACGCCAUGUCCUCGACCGCAGUAUACGCAGGGCAAUCCUGGCCAUAGACUCCUCACCGACUCCUCCGCGGCUGCAGUACAAAGACGACGCUCUGGUGCAGGAACGGUUAGAAUAUGAGACCACGUUGUAGUUCCACUGCUCUCAGAACCCAAAGAGGGGUGCUGCGGUCAAAGGAUUAUCCUGCUAUCACAAGAACAGCAACAGGGUCUGUGGCAAUAAGAAUUUGUUACUACCAACAAUCUCACGUUCCAUCUCUCAUUACCCCUUUUCUUUUCUAUUCCGUAGCGCCACCAAGGAUGAAAGACGGUAAGCUUUGAUUAGUUUUGACCACGGCAAGAAGCAAUUACUCUAUAGACCGUUUCAACUGAAUUACAUUGCUAGGCUACAGCUCGGGUCUAUGACUACUUCCUGUCAGGUUAUGUUAUGAACUUAGACUGCAACACAAAAUUAACUGGGACACAUUUAGAAUAUUUAUGUUUACAACUGUGAAAGGGUCUGUAAUUGCCCAAUGUGACACAGUGACCAUACAUAUUGUGUGUUCCAAACAUUUUCUUCUUUGGCCUAGACAUUCCAUUAUUCUGGGAUGAUGAUGGUCUUCACUGGAAAAGGUCAUAAAGAACUGAACUAGUAGCAUC
Molecule: messenger RNA, 2455 nt
Organism: Gymnodraco acuticeps
Lineage: Eukaryota; Metazoa; Chordata; Actinopteri; Perciformes; Bathydraconidae
Gene: xkr4
Product: XK related 4
Exons: 4
Coding region: 109-1950 (613 amino acids)
Biological process (GO): apoptotic process involved in development; phosphatidylserine exposure on apoptotic cell surface; engulfment of apoptotic cell
Cellular component (GO): plasma membrane
Source: RefSeq, a predicted model, not a curated record